Peronospora matthiolae is the source of this 447-nucleotide messenger RNA. The record is from the annotation of a GenBank genome assembly. Lineage: Eukaryota; Oomycota; Peronosporomycetes; Peronosporales; Peronosporaceae.
AUGGCGAAUCGACUUUGGCUAAAGGAAAAGUUCGCCUCGUUCAAGUAUGCAGCUUCAAGCAUGAGCGGUCAUGUCAUGGAGAUGGAGGACCUCGUGAUGAAGAUGAAGCGCGCGAACUGCGGUCCGAGUGAAGAGGACGUGUGCGCAGUACUGUUGCGGAGUCUACCUUCAAGCUUCGAGAGCUUGGUACAGGCAUUCCGCAUGUCCGUCGCAAGCUUCAGUUUCAGUGACCUCGUGAGCAAGUUGAUCGCCGAAGAAGUGCGCCAGAAUGAGGCUGCACGGGUAGAAGAUGCGACGGCGCUCUACGCAGGCAAGAGGAAGGGUAAGCAGUACCCGAAGAAGCAACAAGUACGGCGCGCGAAGGGACCAUCAGGGACCUGCUACAACUGUGGCAAGGUCGGACACUACGCCAGAGAUUGUCGCUCUGGUCGAGGGCCAAGGGAGUAG